AUGCGACUUCUCCAGCUGCAAAAUGGUGUUUUGAGCCUGACUAAAAAUUUUGAUGAUGAUAUUCCUCCAUACGCAAUACUCUCACAUACAUGGGGGGAAGAUGAUCAGGAGGUCACGUUGCGGGAUGUUGUGCAGGGAAAAGCCAAAGGCAAAGAGGGAUAUCGGAAGAUUCAGUUUUGUGGCAAGCAAGCUACCUCGGACGGACUUCACUAUUUCUGGGUAGACGCCUGCUGUAUCGACAAGUCAAGCAGCGCUGAGCUUCAAGAGUCUCUCAACUCCAUGUUUCGCUGGUAUCAAAAUGCCGCGAAAUGCUACGUGUACUUGGCAGAUGUUCCAAGGAAGGCCGAGGUCGAUGACCUACGUCGAGCAGACUGGAAGUUAGACUUGCGGACAAGCAGAUGGUUCCGUCGAGGCUGGACACUUCAAGAGCUACUUGCUCCAUCAAUAGUGGACUUUUAUUCGUCUAAUGGGGAAAGGCUGGGUGAUAAAACAUCGCUGGAGUCACUACUAAGCGAAAUCACUGAGAUCCCCGCCCCAGCCCUUCGAAACAAUCAGCUAUCGACAUUUAGUGUGGAAGAGCGGAUGUUGUGGAUAAAACAUCGUGACACCAAGAAGGCAGAAGAUAUGGCUUACUCUUUAUUCGGCAUCUUUGACGUUCAAAUCCCGUUGCUUUACGGCGAAGGGAAAGAAAAAGCGUUUGGGCGGCUUCGACGGGAAAUUGACAACCAUGAUUACCAAACGAGGGUAGUCAGCAAAUUGCCGAUUGCCUAUGGAGCUGCCUUUGAUUCACACGCUGAAGAACACAAUCCUACAUGUUUGAAAGGCACUCGAGUUGAACUACUCUCUCAGAUAUCCAAAUGGGCUGAUGAUCCGCAAACCGAGGCAUUGUUUUGGCUUAAUGGCAUGGCGGGCACAGGGAAAUCAACUAUUUCGCGCACACUAGCAUCGUCUCAUCAUGUAGAUGGCCGUCUUGCUGCCAGCUUUUUCUUCAAGAAAGGUGAAGCUGAUCGAGGAGGGGUUUCGAAGUUUUUCACCACCAUUGCGGCUCAGCUGGCCCGAUAUAUUCCAGCAACUGCGCAGCAUAUCCACAGCAACAUCAGUGCAGAUCCUGCCAUAGUGGAAAAAGCAAUGCCAGUGCAAUUUGAAAAGCUCAUUUUGCAGCCUCUAAUAGCUAGUAGGGCUGCGAGACUACCAGCUCCUUCAAACCUAAUCAUCGUUGAUGCUCUUGACGAAUGUGAAGUUGAGAAAGACAUGACGCUGAUCAUCAAACUUUUUUCUGAUACUAGGCGAAAGGCUCCUGGAUUGAAGGUUUUCAUUACCAGCAGGCCCGAGCUACCCAUUCGACUUGGCUUUAAAGCUACCAAAGGCGCCUAUGAUAAGGUGAUCCUUCAUGAAAUAGCUGACUCGGUGAUCAAACAUGACAUAGCUGCUUUCCUUGCGCAUGGGCUAGAACAGAUAAGGUACGACUACAACGAGUCUGUCGAAGAACAGGAACGACAGUUGCCAGCCACCUGGCCUACACAACAAGAUAGCCAGGAUUUGGUCAAGAUGACAGUGCCACUUUUCAUUUCCGCGGCGACGGUCUGUCUCUUUAUCGCAGAUCGAGUAGGUGGCAACCCUCGGAAAAAACUUGAAAAGAUUUUGAUGAACAAAGCACGAGCUCAAGGAUCCAAGCUUGAUACUAUGUACUUAAUAGUCCUUGAGCAGCUACUUGCAGGUCUUUCCGACAAAGAUUCACAGGAGGUUUUAGCGCAAUUCCGAAAAGUCGUUGGUUCUAUCGUCGUUCUUGCGACUCCUCUGUCCCCAUCUGCAUUGGCACGAUUACUUGAGCUACCGAUUGAGGAUGUUUCAGACCUUCUGGACCUUUUACAUUCGGUUCUCAGCGUUCCGUCAUCGUCAAAGCAACCUAUUCGACUGUUGCACCUAUCAUUUCGCGAUUUUCUCCUGGAUCCGAAACGAUCAGAGAUAGAUCCAUUUUGGAUAGACCAGGAAAAAGCCCAUAAGCAAUUGGCAACUGAUUGCUUUCGUAUAUUGAAGAAAUCGCUUCGAAAUGACAUUUGCGGAAUCCGCCAUCCUGGAACCGAACAUUCAUCUAUCGACCCGGAGAAGAUUAGCACAAUGUUGCCCGAUGAAGUCCGAUACGCAUGUGAGCACUGGGCGUACCAUCUACGUGAAUCCGGUGAAGAUGUAUUGGACGGUGGAGAAGUGCAUACGUUUCUCUCUGAGCACUUCCUCCGGUGGCUGGAGGCUUUGAGUCUAAUCAGGAGGCUGAGUCAGAGCUCGAAUACAAUAAGGAUUGUGCGGAAUUUGAUGCCGGCUAAGGACAAUUCACUAAUUGCGCGGUUCUUAGACGACGCUAUUCGAUUUAUUUUUGGUUUCGGCCAAAUCAUCCACCAGGCUCCCCUUCAAGUAUACUCAUCGGCACUUAUAUUUGCACCUCGAAAUAGCAUAAUCCGACUGUCUUUUGAAAAUCAAAUCUCAGGGUGGAUAUCUCUGAAACCAAAGGUUCCUCCCAAUUGGAGCUCAAACAUGCAGUUGCUUGAAGGCCACAAAGCCGAAGUAGUCAAAGUUGUCUUCUCACCCAACUCGAAGUUCGUAGCGUCAUACUCGUGGGAUGGGACCAUCAAACUCUGGGCCGCCGACUUGGGUACUCUUCUGCAGACACUGAAGGACCAUGGCCAAAUGGUAGAGUCAUUUGGAUUCUUCCCCGAUGGGGAGAUCCUGGGUUCAGUGUCAUCCGAUGGGGCCAUUCGGCUGUGGGAUGUUAACACGGGCGCGCUACUCCAGACACGAGACAUCCAGUUCGGGCCGGUCGGGUUCUUUUCAGCUGUUUUCUCAUCCGAUAUGAAGCUGCUGGUGACGGCAUCAUGCGAUAAGCUGGUCCGAAUCUGGGUGACCGGUACAGGCGCGCUACAGCGAACUCUCGAUGAUCACGAGAACAUGGUAAAUGUAACAUCGGUCGCAUUCUCAUCGGAUGCAGCACUCGUGGUCGCGAGCUCGAAUAGCCACAAAGUCUUGGUUUGGGAGACCGACACGGGUACGCUGCUACACGUAAUUACAGAUUUGGCUUGUGUCCAUUCUGGUGUCGAUUUUCCUGCCGAUUCGGUUUCGUUCUCGCCCAAUUCGAAGCUCGUGGCGUUCAGGUCGGAAAACAGCAUGGAAUAUACUGUCCGAAUCUGGGAUACCAACACGGAAGCGCUACUGCAAACGCUUUAUAAUGAUGAUAUUAUGGAUUCGGUCUCAUUCUCUCCAGACUCGAAGCUCGUAGCAAUAGCGUCAUGCGAGGAGAUCCAGCUCUGGGACGUCGACACAGGCGUCAUGCAGCAGGUUCUCAACGGUCAUAGGGAGGACGUUCUCUCGGUUAAAUUUUCGCCUGAUGGGAAGCUUGUGGCCUCGGGAUCACAGGAUGGUACUCUUCGGCUGUGGGAUGCUAAUAUAGAUGCGCCGUUAGAGACAGACUAUGAUGAUUUCAUCCUCUCACUCUCGCUCUCUUCUGAUAAAAAGAUUGUGGCUUCAGUAUCAGGCGACGGCACUGUCCGGCUCCGGGACACUUACUCGGGAACUCUACAGUGCACACUUGAAGCCCACAGUGCGCCUAUAGUAGAAGUUACAUUGUCACCUGACGGGAGGACUGUGGCCUCAAGUUCAAAGGAUGGAACUGUCCGACUGUGGGCUGUCGACACAGGUGCCCUUAGACACACUUGCAAAGAUUGUACUGGCAAUUCUAUCCUUGGCACUCGGCCAUUUGCGUUCUCUGCAGACUCGAAGCUUUUCGCGUUGGCAACAAGCUCCAAUAUUCUGCUCUGGGCCGUCGACACAGGUAGUCUACUAUUAUAUCACGAGUGGGACCCUUCGCGCUGGACACAUUCGCUCGUGUUCUCACCAGACUCGAAACUUUUAGCCUCAGUGUCGCCUGGAGCCAUGAACCUGUAUUCCACAGUCCCAGUCUCGGCAUCAUCGGACGGUACAGUCGAACCCUGUUCCUUGGUGAUUCACCGGACCCUCAAAGGUCCUGACAUUAGAUCUCCGUCAGGGCAUGGAGUGUUCUCGCCCGACGGGAUGUUGCUAGCAUUGCCAUGGCAUGAUAAGGAUAUUCGGCUUUGGGCUAUUGGCUCUGGUGAAUUACGGCACACUCUCGAGGGUCAUAGGACAACCGUCAAUGAAGUCGCGUUCUCACCCGACUCAAAAUGUGUGGCCUCAGCAUCGGAUGAUGAGACCGUCCGACUCUGGGAAACUGGCACAGGUAUGCUAUGCCGCGUCAUUGAAAUUGGUUUUCCUUUAAAAUGUCUUAAGUUUCUUUCUACCAACAAACUUCAAACUAAUGCUGGCAUUAUCACUGUUGACAAGCCAAACACGGAACCAUUUCAGUAUAUAACUCCUGUACUGCGUUGUGGUCAUAAUAGCUUUUCUGGCUUUGGCAUGAGUUUCGAUCACAGCUGGGUCACUUUGAACGGACGGAAUUUGAUUUGGCUGCCGCCAGAAUUCCGACCCACAUUGAGCCCUCCGUUUGUUUUUGGCUCUACGGUUGUGAUCGACUGCAAGUCUGAAAUUAUCGUCAUGCGCUUCUCAGAAGACGAAUUUCGGAGAUAUGGCGUUGUGAAUUAA
Molecule: messenger RNA, 4605 nt
Organism: Clonostachys rhizophaga
Lineage: Eukaryota; Fungi; Ascomycota; Sordariomycetes; Hypocreales; Bionectriaceae
Source: the annotation of a GenBank genome assembly